GUACCAGGAAUCGAAAGUGAAAAAUGUCUACCACGAUGCGGCCAAAUAGCGUACGAAAAGCGCCUAAGAGCUGAUGCACUCGCACAUUAUCUAUGACUCAGGUCCGCACGGCCCCCCCCUCCCCCGCCCUGUGGUCUGGUCUGUGGUCGCGCGCCCGCGCGCUUUUCCGCGCGGAUUUUUCGCGGAUUCUAGUGGUGGAAGGCCUCAAAACUUGGCGCCUUCCUCCCCUUGGGCCUCUCAGCGUGUUCCUUAGGGCCACGGUCGCAGGCAAGCCGAUGACCAAGGGCCCGGAGGGUUCAAGCGGCACGGCUCAGGGGGUCCAGCCCUUCGCCUUUUGCCGUCUUCGGAGGCCUUCCGCUGCCGGUGCACUGCUGCCAUCUAACCCCUCAAGUCUGUAGGGUACAUGCAAACGAGAAGGAGGCAGCGAGCCCCUUGGCCCCCCUUGAGGCCUUCCACCUACGUCGGAGGCCUCUGCGGGACAGCCAAGCAGCUGGGAGGAAGCGGAGGCGGCCCCCCUUGAGGCCCUCUUGAGGCCUACCACCUACGUCCGAGGCCUCUAGGGGACCCCAAGCACCUGGAAGAGGACAGGGGGGGGGCCUUUCGAGGCCUUCCCCCCCCGGCAGAGGCCUCAAAAAGGGGGCCAGGGCGCCCGGCCCCCCUCCCCCGCUGGGGGGGGGGCGUCGCCCCGCGCCCUGGAACAUCUAUUUUUCGACAUAUGAUGUUCUUCAUCUCGCGACGGCGAAAGAAGCUAUAACUUCAAGUUACAUGAGAGCAAAAACCGAGCACGAGUCCAUCCUAUCUUCACCAUCUGCAAAUAAAGUUUUUUGAUUCUAUCCGAUCGGUCCAAUCGAUUUGGAUCCGAGACUCACCACAUGUGCCAAAAGUAGAGGCAAGUCUGAUUUCGCACACAAAACCUCGAAACAAGCCCAGUAACGUCCAUUCUUUUUCGGCUCUUCUAUACCCGUAAACGCUUUUCUCCUCGGUGAUGA
This is a messenger RNA of Amoebophrya sp. A25, 989 nucleotides long. The record is from the annotation of a GenBank genome assembly. Lineage: Eukaryota; Dinophyceae; Syndiniales; Amoebophryaceae.